This is a messenger RNA of Rhinichthys klamathensis goyatoka, 1286 nucleotides long. It is a transcript of the gene cunh1orf174, whose product is annotated as chromosome unknown C1orf174 homolog. The coding region runs from base 94 to 675 and encodes 193 amino acids. Lineage: Eukaryota; Metazoa; Chordata; Actinopteri; Cypriniformes; Leuciscidae. The record is from RefSeq and is a predicted model, not a curated record. The transcript has 4 exons.
AGAUUAUCGGAAUUGGGCGGGGCUUCAGCGGUCACCGGAGAUAAACACUCGCAGGACUCCAGUCCACAUCAGUUUUGGACGCUUAAACUUUCAAUGAGGGCAAAGCAGACUGUCGUUGGGAGCCACAGACCGCAUGUGUGCGGUGCUGUCUCUUUAAACCCGCCCGGUGUGAAAAGUUCAGUCAAGAGGGCGGUGAGGAGGAGAGUUCUGCGCGGUUUGGUGCAGAGAUCAGCGUCUGUUAUCGCGAGCGCAGCGCGGCAGAUGGCUGGCGACGGCGGCGAGGCCAAACGCCUCCCAAAGAGACCGUUUCACGGUGAAGUAGAGGAGAACUCCAGCGCGAACAUUGAUCAAACCGUCAAGAUUCGGCCCGGGAAAAAGACUCCGGGUGAACGGCGCGGUAAAGAGAACUCUACCGUCAAGUGUACGGGUCUGACAAGCGGCUCUGCAGAGGUGAAGAUGGACCAGACCGUUCACAGUCCCCAGACGCGAGAGGACCCGAGCAUUUUCUUCGACGAGGACAGCAAUCACAUUUUCCCAGUGGAGCAGUUUUUUGGGAACCUGGAUGUUGUUCAGGAUUACCCACGCAGAACCCCAGGAAGCAAGAGAAUGAGUCGGAGAGAGUACAGGAGCAUGCAUUACUAUGCCAAAGAGGACAGUGAAGAUGAGCAUCUAUGAGCACACGAUCCCUAUCCCUCUGAAACUGUAUCAAACUGUCUGCCACAGUUUUGACCUGAAGCCUGCAAGAGUUCGACUGACCUGGGAGGAGUUUUACAGUAUGCUGGUAAAAUGGACUUGAUUGUUUUAAAGCAAGCUAUUUUAUUCCAAGAUCCUUCUCAAUUAUAAUGUUUGAGCUACACUGAGAUGCACUGCGUUGAUUUAUCAGUAAUGUGUUCUUACAAAAUUUUAAUGAGGUACGUUAUCAAUGGCAAAAAUGUUAGUACAUCCGUAAUUAUAAACUUCAGACCAUUAUACGUGUGCUGCAUUAAUGGAAUGUACAGUAAGAGGGUUUUGUGCUAGACUUAAGGCUAAAAUGAUCAUGUGAUUGGGGCUUGUGCUGAAAGAAAGUUAUAUAAUAUAUGGAAAAGUCUCUUGACACAGUGUACCAUAAUGGUUGAUCUGGCAGCACUGACCAGCACACUGGGUUUUCUACCACUAGUCCUUACUAGGCUUUAAAAAAAAAUCAACAAACAUAAUGUUAUCAGAGUCAAGUGCCUCCAGUUUGCUAUUCAGACUUUGAAACAUUCUGAAUUUGGCACUUUUAAACAUUCUCUGUUGAGAAUGAAUAG